Molecule: messenger RNA, 1532 nt
Organism: Spodoptera litura
Lineage: Eukaryota; Metazoa; Arthropoda; Insecta; Lepidoptera; Noctuidae
Gene: CPR125
Product: cuticular protein RR-2 motif 125
Cellular component (GO): extracellular matrix
Source: RefSeq, a predicted model, not a curated record
AUGGACAAGUUUAUAGUUGUUUAUUAAUUUUUUUUCUAUGGUUUUUGUUUUGUUAAUAUCGUGACGUGUAUAUGGUGGGAUACAGUAAUCAUGGAUAAAGCGCUAGUGAUAUUGAUCCUCUUGGCAAAUUUGUUAGCAACCAAUUGUCAAGAAGGGGAUUAUGUGGAAGACACAAUAGCGCAGAUGACUGAAAAAGGAAAAUCAACCUACUCGUUCAGCUAUGGCGUCACUGACGGCAAAACUGGAGAUGUUAAACAAGUAUGGGAGUCACGAGAUGGUGACACUGUUCAAGGUCACUACAGUGUACUAGAACCAGACGGAUCUACACGCUCUGUACAAUAUUCAGCUGGACCAAACACAGGAUUUCAAGCCGUUAUUAAUAGAGAAAAUCAAAGACUUGGCGAUGCAGACAUAGGACGUAGUAUACUAGAAGAAAAAGCAAUGAGAGAUUAUGAAAAGUAUUAUGAUUUCUCAGAAGACCCAGAUGAGGACUACUACGAUAGAAGGCCAGCAAAGAAACCAUACGAAGCAAACCGAAAAGAAUAUCCUAACAGAAAAAGAACAAAAUACCCAUCGUAUUCAGAUCAUCCUCUAGACUCUGAACCUAGUGAAUUUGCACACAGCAUUGCUAUCAAACAUCCACGCGAUGAAUUCUCAGAAUUUGAUCCACAAAGUCACGUUGGAUUUAAUUUCGACCCGAAUUGCAAAACAAAAACUAAAAAAGAAAGCUACUUUAACAGAGACAAUUUGUAUUCAAACAAUGUCGAUCUAGAGUUGAAUAAGAAAUAUCCUCAAUUUCCCCCAGAUUCGUUUAGAGACUCGUACGACAAAUACGCCGAACCAAGUAUCGACUUUGAUAGAUACGUAACAAAACAUUAUGGGAACGGUAACUUUAAGGGGCAUAAAUACGACGACUAUCCCGUCAAACCAUCUGCUUCAGUGAAAUACACUUUUCCAGUGAUACCUGAUUUGCCUGCUCCUGAAAAGUAUUACCCAGAUGACAUACCUCCCAGACCUAAGAAGAAGAGACCCCACAAACCAAGAGAGCCAGAACACCGCUUCCCAAGCGAUGACUUAAAUGAUUACAUUCUAGUUCCUAAGAAGAAACUAAAGAAUACUACGCCUCAUCCCGAUCCCUACGAUUUUAGAACACUCGAUGAUGAUUAUGAACGUCCGCAGUUUUCGAGUAACUUCGAUGACACGUCACAGGAUGACAGGUAUCCAGGUUCCACACGAGGAACUGGGCAGAAGGAGGUUGUUCGAAAGAUUGUUAAGAAAAAGAAACCUGUCAUAAACUUGUUAGAUAUGUUUGAUAUUUAAGUUAUUUGUUAAAUACAAAUUAGAUUAUUUAUGUAUACUGUGUAACUAUAUGGCCAAAGCCGGAUAGGUUGUAAUUAGAAUUUUCGAAUAAGAAACGUUGAGACAGACUGAAGAGAAUUAACCAAAUUAAAAUAAAAUAUUGUUAAGUGUUUUUUCUUUAUAAGUCGUUAAAAGACUUAAUUUGAACCAAAGUUCUUCAAACUAAUUGACUG